Messenger RNA from Tilletiopsis washingtonensis, 2180 nucleotides. Its product is annotated as Noc2-domain-containing protein. The record is from RefSeq and is a predicted model, not a curated record. Gene Ontology annotation, biological process: ribosomal large subunit biogenesis. Gene Ontology annotation, cellular component: Noc1p-Noc2p complex; Noc2p-Noc3p complex; nucleolus. NCBI's taxonomy places the organism in Eukaryota, Fungi, Basidiomycota, Exobasidiomycetes, Entylomatales. The transcript has 6 exons. Bases 7 to 2106 code for a protein of 699 amino acids.
CGCACCAUGGCGAAGCAGACGAAGCGCACGAAGAAGUUCGUCAAGAACAACCUUGAUCGCACGCUCAAGACGCGCCGCGAGGGCGCAAAGAAGAAGGCCGUCAUCGAGCGCUCCAAGCAGGCAAAGGCGCACAAGGCAAAGAGCGGCGCUGCGGGCCGCCAGAGUGGCGCAGAUGCAGCGCUUGCCGGCUCGGCAGGCGAAGACGAGAGCGAUGCCGAGUCGGACGCCGCGGGCCCGAUGGGCGUAGACGAGUUCCUCGGCGGCGGCUUCGAGGCCGGCAUGGGCGGCGACGAGGAUGACGAGUCGGGCGAUGAGGAUGAUGAGAGCGAGGGCGAUGACCUAGAGGACAUGGAGGAGCUGUCCGGUGAUGAGGACGAGGAGCUCGACCCGGAGGCGCACGCUGCACAGCUCAAGGCGCUGGCGGCCAAGGACCCGGAGUUCUUCAAGUACCUGCAGGAGAACGACGAGAACCUGCUGGCGUUCGGUGGCGCUUCCGAUGACGAGUCUGACGAGUCGGAAGAGGAGGAGAUGGCAGCGACGGCCACCAAGGCCAAGGGCAAGGCCAAGGCGCGCGACGACGUGAUGGACGAGGACGAGGACAGCGGGCCGCAGCUCGUGACGCUCAAGAUGCUCGCCGGCUGGCAGCGCAGCAUCCUGCAGCACCACUCGCUGCGCGCCUUCCGGCGGCUGUUGCUGGCCUUCCGCGCUGCCGCGCACAUGGGCAGCGAGAACUACGGCGGCGAGGCGUCGAGCUACGUCGUAAACGAUGCGCAGGUGUUCAACAAGCUCAUAGUCACGACGCUCAAGUACGUGCCCGUCGUGCUGGCGCACCACAUCCCGUACAAGGAGACGAACAGCCGCUACAAGCUGCCGACGAACUCGCCCAAGUUCACGGCGCUGCAGCGGCCCAUCCAGUCGUACUACUCCAACCUGCACCGGCUGCUGCGCACGCUGCCCGAGCCGAGUCUCGUGUACGUCGUUGUGAGCGAGAGCGCAAAGAUGGUGCCCUGGCUCUUGCACAGCCGCAAGCUGGCGCGGGAACACGUCAAGCUGCUGCUGGACCAGUGGGCGACUGCGGAGGACAGAGUGCGCAUCGCUGCGUUCCUGAGCAUCCGGAAGAUCGCCGCUGCCUCCGACGAGACGAUGAUGGACCUGUGCUUGAAGGGCGCGUACCAGAGCUUUGUGCGGUCAACAAAGCUCACGACGGUGCACACGCUUCCGUCGAUCAACUUGAUGAAGAAUAGCGCUUCGGAGCUGUACGGCCUCGACCUGCGGGCGAGCUACCAGCACGCGUUCGGCUUCAUUCGGCAGCUGGCCAUCCACCUGCGCACCGCGCUCAAGGCCAAGACUCAGGAGAGCUUCAAGAGCGUGCUCAACUGGCAGUUUGUGCACUGCGUCGACUUCUGGUGCCUUGUCCUCGGCACGACGUGCGAUCAGUCGCGCGCGGCCAAGGACAGCGAGAUGCAGCCUCUGAUCUACCCGCUGGUGCAGGUGGCCACCGGCGUCAUCAAGCUGAUUCCGACGUCGCGCUACUUCCCGAUGCGCCUGCACGUCAUCCGCUCGCUGCUGCGGCUGAUCCAGAAGACGGGCGUCUACGUACCGCUGACGGCGCCGCUGCUCGAGGUCUUCGACGCACCCGAGUUCCAGCGCAAGCCCAAGGGCUCGACGCUGGCGCCGCUGAACCUCGAGACGACGCUGCGUGCGCCGCAGGCCUACGUGCGCACGCGCGUGUAUGCCGACGUCAUCGCCGAGGACUCGACGCACCUGCUGCUCGAGUACCUCUCCACGCAGGCUCGCUCCAUCGCCUUCCCCGAGCUCGUCGUGCCGCUGCGCACGCAGCUGCGGCGCACGCUCAAGGCCUCGACGAGCCCGAAGCUGAGCACGAGUCUCAAGGCCAUCCUCGACAAGAUCGCGCAGAACUCGGCCUGGAUCGAGAAGCGGCGCGCCACGGUCGAGUUUGCGCCCAACGACCGCCGCGCCGUGGCGGCGUUCCUGCGGACCGAGAAGGCUGAGGCGCCGCUCGAGUCUGCAUGCCGGCUGGCACGCAAGGUGCUGGCGCAGAAGCGUGCGCUGCUCGAGCAGGCGGCGCAGGAGGUGCGUGGCUGAGGCGCCGGAAUGGAUGCGAUGUCACAGCAGACGCGGAGCGUGCGAAGGCCUAAGUUACAGAGUGUCGAACGAGG